AUGGCAAAUUGUAUUAAUUUCGCAAUAUGCGAGCUUUGCAAUAGGCCCAGAAAUGUUUUAAAAUGCCCAUGCAGAUGCGAUUUAUGCUUUGACUGCUUAAAAAAGACUAUUUCUGACAAAGAAUUACUAAGCUGCCCAAUUUGCUCAAUUGAUUAUAAUUCAGAUGACAUUAAAAUGAUCAUUGAGAUGUCUGAGAAUUUUUAUCCAAGAUUAUUGAUCUCAGAAUGUUUAGUAUGCAAAACACGUAAAAGAAUUUCAUCAUUUUUAGGCUUUUUUAUAGAGAAACACAGAAAUUGUUAUCAAUGCUUGGAUUGCUGUAUAAAAAGUGUAAGAAAGAACUGGUGCGGGUAUUGUGAUAGCUAUAUCUUUCAGAGAGAAGUAUCCUGGAUGUCUUGUAUAUUAGGGAUAUAUCAUCAUUAA
Messenger RNA from Blepharisma stoltei, 420 nucleotides. NCBI's taxonomy places the organism in Eukaryota, Ciliophora, Heterotrichea, Heterotrichida, Blepharismidae. The record is from the annotation of a GenBank genome assembly.